Limanda limanda (common dab) is the source of this 594-nucleotide messenger RNA. RefSeq names its product adenosine deaminase 2-A-like. The record is from RefSeq and is a predicted model, not a curated record. Gene Ontology annotation, biological process: adenosine catabolic process; inosine biosynthetic process. The coding region runs from base 1 to 594 and encodes 197 amino acids. The transcript has 5 exons. NCBI's taxonomy places the organism in Eukaryota, Metazoa, Chordata, Actinopteri, Pleuronectiformes, Pleuronectidae. Gene Ontology annotation, molecular function: adenosine deaminase activity.
AUGGUAGGAAAGAGGUUUGCUCUUGUUCUCUUUGUGGUCGGCAGGGAGGACAGCGGCAGGUCUCUGUGGUACUUCAGGGAGGCGCUCUCCAUGCCAGCUGACCUGGGGGUCACGCUGCCGUACUUCUUUCAUGCGGGAGAAACAGACGACGAAGACAUCGACGUGGAUCAGAACGUCCUCGAUGCCCUUUUGUUCAACACCACACGCAUUGGGCACAGCUACGCUCUGGCACACCACCCGCUGGCUAAAGAGCUUUCCAGGAGAAGAAACGUGGCUGUGGAGCUGUGCCCCAUCUCAAACCAGGUGCUGAAGCUGGUUUCAGACCUGAGGAACCACCCGGCCGCUGUGCUGAUGUCCGAGGGCCACCCGAUGGUGAUCAGCUCCGACGACCCGUCUCUGUUCGGCACCACCGGCCUCUCCUACGACUUCUAUCAAGCAUUUGUGGGCAUCGGAGGCUUGAAAGCAAACCUGGGGACUCUGAAGGAACUGGCUCUCAACUCCAUCAGGUACACCUCGCUGCCGGACCACCUGAAGGACAGGGGCUGCGUCAUGUGGCAGAACCAAUGGGACGCUUUCAUCGCUCAUCAUUCCUGA